GGUGUACAGGCGAGGCGAUGGGAGAGAAUGCAACAGUGAUGUGAACAUCAGUGGAAUAUUUUUUUCCAAGCAUACACAGCCUUCAGUGGAGAUACACACCAGAACUAACAUCAGGACAAAGAGUAUGAUGCCAAGAUGAGCUGUGCUCAGGCUGAACCAGAGGAGACGCCUGCAAAUCCCAGUGAAAACACUAGUCCCAGUGCAAAUGCCAAUCCAAAUGCUAUCACUAAGCCUAGCAUCUCUGGAAGCCCUAUCCCCAGCGCCAAUGCACCCUCAAAUUCAAGCAAUACUUUUAACCUCAGUGUCACAAACACCAGCGAUGAGAUUGAGUGCAAGAUCUGUUACCAACGCUACAACAUUCAUAGCCGUAAGCCCAAGAUACUGGACUGUUUGCACCGUGUUUGUGCCCGAUGCCUUAACAAGAUCCUGGACAUUGGGGACAGCUCGGGCUGCAUCUGCUGUCCUUUCUGCCGGCAUGAAACAAGAGUUAGUGACUACGAAGUGGCGGCACUACCGGAUGACUCGAACAUCAUGUCAUUCCUGGCAGUCCGGGGCAAGUGGUGGAGCUCAGACCACAGCAAAGAGGUGGUGCUGACACCCAAGAGCCUAUCAUCCAGUGACAGUCCAUACCACGAUUCUUCUAACUGCCUGGUCAUCACCAUUAUGGAGGUCCAGAGAGAUGCACAGCAUUCACCCAGUCGCAAUGGUAGCUCUGAUGACUAUGGGGAACACAGCCUGGACUCAGUAUCAGUUGCGUCAAAUGGUGGCACCAUAGACCAGGACGCAUUUACCAAGAUUUGCAACCACGUACCCCGGAUUCUUGUGUGGCUACUGGGCUUCUUCUACUUUGGUUCCUUGCCACUUGGCAUAUACUUACUGGUGAUCCAAAGAGUUACUUUGGGUAUUGUAUGUGUUAGCCUUGUACCCACCAGCCUUACUGUGUGUCUAGUAUAUGGAUUCUGCCAGUGCCUCUGCCAAGGCAUAUGUGACUGCUCCAGCAGAAGCUGACUGGACACGACACGACACCCCCGAAUGAGAAGAGUGAACAAACUAAUAACACAAAGACAUCUUCUUAUAUGUGUUUAGGGCUAUCAUUCUUAUGAAAUAUUGCACG
Molecule: messenger RNA, 1114 nt
Organism: Tachysurus vachellii
Lineage: Eukaryota; Metazoa; Chordata; Actinopteri; Siluriformes; Bagridae
Exons: 2
Coding region: 136-1008 (290 amino acids)
Source: RefSeq, a predicted model, not a curated record